This is a messenger RNA of Anoplophora glabripennis (Asian longhorned beetle), 562 nucleotides long. RefSeq names its product PHD finger protein 14-like. The transcript is spliced from 2 exons. The record is from RefSeq and is a predicted model, not a curated record. Lineage: Eukaryota; Metazoa; Arthropoda; Insecta; Coleoptera; Cerambycidae. The annotation marks the transcript as partial.
ACGCAAAAAAUGCCCAGAUUAUUAACAACUAGCGCAUCUGCCUGUCGGAAACUUUUGCGCAAAGCCGAGCUCAUGGGCAUAAACACAUUAGCCUUAGAGAUGCAGGAGGCGCAGGCAGCUGCUUUGGUGGAUGUAAGAAAGAAAUGGCAUAUUCCUCCUGCGUUUACGGUAGAGUUCAUUGCGUAUUAUUUAGAUCGCAAUGAUCGUCUGAAAGAAAUGAAAACUACAUUGGAAAAAUUGAUGGAGGAUAAUAAGAAUUUAUUAGAUGAACAGCAACAUUUGAGGGUUAAAUAUGAUGAGGUUCUGAAGAAAAACACUGACGUGACUUCGAAAAAUAUUGACCUAAAACAAAACAUUCACAAAUACCAUUCAGCUAUCUUGAGUGCCUGCCCGACUAAGAACUUGCCCAACAUUGAAGAUUUGGGUAAACCGCCCAUCGCCAGAGCUCCACAACCUAUGAUGGUGCCAACUGCGGCCGCCUUGAAAAUGGGAGUUGGGUUUCCGCUGAAGAAUAUUCCUUCAGGUAGAGGGGAUAGGGUGCUUAGUAGUCAUGCUAACAAAG